AUGGGUGCGGGACUGGUGCGGGCCUGGAUCAGGUUCACAGGGGGGAUCAAGGCACCGCAUCAAGUGGUGCGGCAGGAUGCUGCGUUGCACCAACCGGGUGUACCUCCACCCCGCCAUCCUUUCUUUCCCACCGCGCCGUCCUCUCUCCCUUCCACCCGCCGUCGCCACCCACCCGCCGUCGCCUCUCCUUCCUACCCGCCGUCGCCCCUCCCUCCUCCUCGCCGUCGCGUAUCCCUCCUCCCCUCCGUCGCCUCUCCCUCCUCCCCGCCGUCGCCUCUCCCUCCUCCCCUCCGUCGCCUCUCCCUCCUCCCCGCCGUCGCCUCUCCCUCCUCCCCGCCCUCGCCUCUCCCUCCUCCGCGCCGUCGCCUCUCCUUUCCUCCCCGCCGUCGCCUCUCCCUCCUCCCCGCCCUCGCCUCUCCCUCCUCCGCGCCGUCGCCUCUCCUUUCCUCCCCGCCGUCGCCUCUCCCUCCUCCCCGCCGUCGCCUCUUUUCCCCUCCCCGCCGUCGCCUCUCCCUCCUCCCCGCCGUCGCCUCCGGCGGCAGAUUGGUCUCCUCUCGCAUUGCAAUUUCAUUUGAAGAAGGGGAGAGACGGAGCGCGAGGGAGAGCAUGUACACGGGAGCGAACACGCAGGAAAGCGCGCGUGAGAGUGCGCGUGAGAGAGCGCACGAGAGAGCGCACGAGAGAGCGCCGAGAGAGCGCACGAGAGAGCACGUGAGGGAGCGCGUGAGAGAGCGCGUGCGAGUGAGAGUGCUCCUGAGAGUGCGCGUGAUAGAGCGCGUGAGAGAGCUCAUGCGCGUAAGGGAGCGCGUGCGCGUGAGAGAGCGCGUGCGCGUGAGAGCGCGAGUGCGCGUAAGAGAGCUCGUGAGAGUGCGAGUGAGAGAGCGCGUGAGAGUGCGGAUGAGAGUGCGCGUGAGAGUGCACGUGAGAGUGCACGUGAGAGUGCAAGUGAGAGUGCGCUUGACUGAGUGCGUGAGAGAGAGCACGGGAGGAAGCACGUGGGAGAGCGCGUGGGAGAGCGCGUGA
Closterium sp. Naga37s-1 is the source of this 1023-nucleotide messenger RNA. Lineage: Eukaryota; Viridiplantae; Streptophyta; Zygnematophyceae; Desmidiales; Closteriaceae. The record is from the annotation of a GenBank genome assembly.